Cinclus cinclus is the source of this 1266-nucleotide messenger RNA. RefSeq names its product potassium inwardly rectifying channel subfamily J member 8 (gene KCNJ8). Lineage: Eukaryota; Metazoa; Chordata; Aves; Passeriformes; Cinclidae. The record is from RefSeq and is a predicted model, not a curated record. Gene Ontology annotation, cellular component: plasma membrane. The transcript is spliced from 2 exons. Gene Ontology annotation, molecular function: ATP-activated inward rectifier potassium channel activity. Gene Ontology annotation, biological process: regulation of monoatomic ion transmembrane transport; potassium ion import across plasma membrane. Bases 1 to 1266 code for a protein of 421 amino acids.
AUGUUGGCUCGCAAGAGUAUCAUCCCUGAAGAGUAUGUGCUGGCGCGAAUCGCUGCUGAGAACCUGCGCAAGCCGCGCAUCCGCGACCGCCCGCGCAAAGCCCGCUUCAUUGCCAAGAAUGGCGCCUGCAACCUGGCCCACAAGAACAUUCGUGAGCAGGGGCGAUUCUUGCAAGACAUCUUCACCACCCUGGUGGACCUGAAGUGGCGUCAUACGUUGGUCAUCUUUACCAUGUCCUUCCUGUGCAGCUGGCUGCUCUUUGCCAUGAUGUGGUGGCUGGUGGCCUUUGCCCAUGGUGACAUGGACCCAAGCACAGAAAACCCUUCAAACAGCACAAAGUGGACACCGUGUGUGACAUGUGUCAGGUCUUUCACCUCCGCGUUCCUCUUCUCCAUCGAAGUGCAGGUGACCAUUGGCUUUGGGGGCAGGAUGAUGACUGAGGAGUGUCCCCUGGCCAUCACGGUCCUGAUCCUGCAGAACAUUGUGGGGCUGAUCAUCAAUGCUGUCAUGCUGGGCUGCAUAUUCAUGAAGACUGCGCAGGCUCACCGGCGGGCCGAGACACUGAUCUUCAGCCGGCAGGCGGUCAUCGCUGUCCGCAACGGCAAGCUCUGCUUCAUGUUCCGGGUAGGGGACCUGAGGAAGAGCAUGAUCAUCAGCGCCUCAGUGAGAAUCCAGGUUGUGAGGAAGACUACGACCCCUGAAGGAGAAGUCAUACCCAUUCACCAAGUGGAUAUCCCCGUGGAUAACCCCAUUGAAAGCAACAACAUUUUCCUGGUGGCUCCCUUGAUCAUUUGUCAUGUCAUAGACAAGCGGAGUCCUCUUUAUGAUAUCUCUGCUUCCGACCUGGCACUCCAGGACCUGGAGCUCAUCGUGAUACUGGAAGGGGUCGUAGAAACCACUGGCAUCACGACACAGGCGAGAACCUCCUACGUGGCAGAGGAGAUCCUGUGGGGUCACCGCUUCGUGCCCAUUGUCACUGAGGAGGAGGGCGUGUACGCUGUUGACUACUCCAAGUUUGGCAACACCGUCAAAGUGGCUGCGCCGCGCUGCAGCGCCCGGGAGCUUGAUGAGAAGCCCUCCAUCCUCAUCCAGACCCUGCAGAAGAGCGAGUUGUCCCACCAAAACUCCCUGAGGAAGCGCAACUCCAUGAGGAGAAACAACUCCAUUCGGAGGAGCAACUCCAUGCGGAGAACCAACUCCUCACUCAUUGUGCCCAAAGUGCAGUUUAUCACGCCUGAGGGGAGCCAGAGUGCCUCGGAAACGUGA